This is a messenger RNA of Macrosiphum euphorbiae (potato aphid), 327 nucleotides long. NCBI's taxonomy places the organism in Eukaryota, Metazoa, Arthropoda, Insecta, Hemiptera, Aphididae. The record is from the annotation of a GenBank genome assembly.
AUGGAUUGCAAUUUUGAUAGACGUGGGUUAAAAAUCGAUAAUAUUACAAAAGUGUUAAUUGCCCUACGUUUCUAUGCAAGUGGAAAUGACCAAAGAGUCAAUGGAGACACAUUAGGAUAUUCACAAGCUUCGGUUUCUAUUGUAGUUAAAGAAGUAUCGGGAUUACAAGCUAAAUGUGGAAAAAAAUGGAUUCGAUUUCCAUCAAAUUUACAAGACACUAAGGAACAAUUUUAUUUAAUUGGUGAAUUUCCUGGUGUAAUUGGAGCUAUAGAUUGUACACAUGUCCCUAUUAAAAGUCCCGGAGGCAACAACGCAGAAAUGUAUUGA